AUGGCUGACUUGUGUUUGGGUUUCGAGCCACAGAAUUAUUUAAAAGAUAGAUGUAGAAGAUGUUUUAGGCAUAAAGACAAGCAUGAUGACGUUAUUUUGAACGUUCAGCAAGUUCAACAGCAGAAAAAAGAAAGGAGGAAGAGCUGGAAGGAUCGUAUAGCCGAUAAUGGAGCUCCGGAUGAAGUGUCUGUGUCUGACGAUGCAGAAGUUCUGUCUGUUUCUUCCUAUUUAUCAGCAACUUCCAAAGGGUUCUCCUCUAUAAAAUCCCAAGAAUCUAUAAACGAUACUAAAAGUAUGGUAACGGCUAUCAGUGGAUCGAUAUGCGAAGAGGAACGAGCGAUGACACCUACAGAAGAUGACCAAUCCGUUCUUUUGGGUUUGAAAGAAGAAGUUACUCGAUUACGAGAAGAGAAUAGGCAGCUGAAGGAUCACAGAGAAGAAGUCGCCAAACGGAGAGCAUAUCGUCCGAAAGAUGAGUCUGAACAAAGCUUGGUUCAAAUGCUGGAAGAUAGGCUAAAUGAAGCAGAAAACAGCAUUCAGGAUUACAGAGAUGAAAACACAGUCCUGAAGUGUGAACUCCGCGAACUUCAGGAAACCACCUACUCAAAUUCUGAUCAAAAGCUGAAAGAGAAAAUCCAAACAACGGAAUCUUUAUGUGAUGAGUUGAUGGAAGAGAACGAAGUGCUAAAAGCUGAAGUCAAAGAUUUACAACAUGAAAUUGAAGAAAUGCAGGAUCAAUAUAGAGAAGAAGAAAUCGAAGAAUUUCGUGAAUUGCAAAGAGAACUAGAGCAGAAUGCCAAAAACUGCAGGGUUCUGCAAUUUAAACUUCGCAAAGCUGAACGCCAAAAAGAACAAAUCGAAACUGAAAAAAUGCAAGCCGAAACAAAGCUGAAGGAUCUCAAAGGAACAUCUGGUGAAAACGGAGUAAUACCAGCUCCCACAGAGGCCACCAAAAUCAAAGAACUCGAAUCAGAGCUUAGAAUCGCCAAAGAGGUUUCAGUUCGUUUACAUAAUGAGUUGGAACAGACUGAAGAAAAAAGAUAUAAAUUGGAAGAUGAAGUGUUUUACUUGAAAGAGAAAGUUCGAGAGUUGCAAACUCAAAGUAAAUGGCGAGAGGCUCGAAACCGUACAGACAAUGCCGUGAAACGAUUAUCAGCUGAAUUAUCAACUUCAAUCACUUUGCCCGAUGGAGACAUGAGUAAAGAACUGCGCGAUGCUUUAGAGAGAGAAAUUGAUAUUAGAGAGCAGUUAAGAUAUGCUGAGGAGGACCUCAAAAGAACGCAAAGUCGGCUUCAGGAAAUGGAGGCAGAGAACGAAUCCUUAUUGAAAAAAUUAUCUAAAUCAGCCAAGCUUCGGCCACCAAUGGUUCGAUCGGCAAGCGAGGGGAAUGCUCACUUACAGUUGGAAUUGGCGGAACACGAAGUGGAACAUCUGACAUCAAAAGUCGAAAGGCUCGAAAAGACGAACGACCACCUCACCAAGAAGAUUCUCGAGUUGGAAACAGAUUACACGAAGCGCAUCGAGGAGGGAGUCCGAUUAUGUGGUGGAGAGCUUUCGGCAGAAGUAAAACAGGACAUGAGCAAGAUGCUGGCAACCAUUAGUGAUUUGGAGCGCAGAAAUUUAGAGCUUUCACAUCAACUUAGAAAUCAAGAAUCUAAAACUCAAGCAUCAUCUAAUAACACAGCUUCUUCAUCUGAGCUUCGUACCGAACAAGAAAAGCGUCGAGCCACUGAAAUUGAAUUACAUGAAAUAAAACAAACGAUGCUUAAAACUGACAACCAAAAACUAAUUUCCCUAGCGACUAAGAUUGAACAACUGAACAACCAGCUGUCCAUGGCUAAUGAUCGUUGCAAUACACUUCACAAAAAAUUAGCAAAAGAGGGAGAUUCUGCAAAAUAUAUGGAUGAGCUGAAGCUCAAAGUAGAGAACUUAGAAAAGCAGCUGAGUGAAAAGAAAGCCUAUAAUACUAUUCAGGAACUACAAGGCAAAGUUCCGACAAGUGAUGAGAUUGAGCAAGUCUGUGAGGUCCUUGGCUCGAUUGAGUUACAAACCGUGCGGAUAAGCAAACAGGUGGAAAAAAUGGAUUUAUCACAAAAGGAUGAUCGACGUCGUUCUCUUUCUAAAGACAGUGGGGCAACAAUCAUUGCAGAACUGGCCCAUAUGAUGGAAGAAUUGAAGAAUGUUCAUAAAGUUAUGGAUACUAUCAAGUCUUCCGAUCCAACUGUUUUGAUGAGACGAAGUCCAUUACGAGAAAUGCUGAACACACCUGUUCCUAUAGAAUGUAAAAAAUGUAAAGAAAAUGAUAAAUUCGUUGAAGAACAACAGAACGAAAUCAUUUUUUACAAAAAGAAAAACAAAGAUUUGACCAAUCAAGUUUUACAAACGGAAGAUAGAUGGACGAUUGAAAUCGAAAAACAAAGACAAAUCUUCGAAAAUGAAAUAAAAAGUUUAAACUUACGAUUGACUGAUAAUAAAAGGCAACUGGAAGAACUGGAGCAGCUUCUGCAAUCUAGGUCAUCAGCUCUUUUGGAGAAAUCGAAAGGCUUAGAGGAGACGGAAGAGAGGCUGAAUCGAUUACAGAAGGAAUUUGAUGAUCAGAAGAAAGAUAUUCAGGAUAUGGAUAGUAACAAAAAAGCAGUUAAGGAGUUCGAAAUAAAGUAUAAGAAGUUAGAAAGCAUUUUUGAUGCUGAGCGCGAAAAGAUGAAUAGCGAGAGAAGCCGGAAUAAGAAUGAAGUAGUCGCAUUGAAGAAGAUUGCCGACGACGCUGAAGAUUUACUAAAAUCCACUACUGAGGAUUUGAGGAAGAAAGAUUUUUCCUGGAAAUCAGACAGAGCGGCACUUGAACGUGAAAUUGUAUCGUUAAAAAAACAACUGGCAGCUUCAAAGAACGGUGAAGGAAGUGAACACGACGAAUUAGAAAAAUCUAAUGAUUCUGAUAAAGCUGACUCCACUAAAUUGAGCCGACAUGAAAGCGACCGAGUCCAUAUAAUAGAUUUGAAAAAACAGAUAGCUCUUUUAGAAAAGAAGAACUCGGACUCUGAAGCUAAGCUAGAAGAAGUGAAAAUUUCGAAUGCAGAGCUGCGAGAUGAAUUGAAUAGAAUAAAACAAAGUUGGCAGAAGGAUAAAGAUAGCUUCCAACACAAAACAAGACAAACGGAAAAAAUUCGCAGUGUGGAAAUGGAUGCUGUUCAGCAGAAGUUUUCCAGCAGAAUGAGAAUAAUGGAAGAUACCAACAAAUCUCUUCAUUCGCAGUUGGUGCUAGCUCGACGAGAGCGUGACAAUCACAAAGAGAGCUUAACUAAAAUGGAAAAGAAGAACACCGAUGAGAAAAAAACUUUUGAUAUCAAGAGCAAAGAGCUGGUUGAAUCUUCUGAGAAAUUGAAGCAACAAGGAACUAAAAUCUGUGAUUUGGAAUCUGAAAUGGAGAGAAUCAAGACUGAUUUACGGCUAACCAAGGAAGCUCGUAAAGCUGAUCAAAUUUUAUGGAAUAUGGAUCGUGAAAGAGGACUCGUUCUUUCAGCGAGAACAGAUAAGAACACUGAGGAAGAGAAGAAGCAGAUGCAGUCCGUUCAACAGCAUUACAAGGAGUGUGAAAAGUUCUACACCAAUGAGAUGGAUCGUUUGAACGACAGAAUCAAAGAAAUUACUGCUUCAGCUAAUCAGCAAAAAUUAGAAACAGGGAAAACUAUGAAUGAACUACGAGAAACUAUCCGUAUGUUGGAAAUUGAUCAGAGGAAUUUAUGUCAGAACAAAGACACGCAAUCAGCCGCUAGAGAAAUGCUCGAAUCAGAAGCGGAGAGGCUUCAGCAAAUCGUGCAUAUGACAGAGCUCCAGAAAUUAACACGAAAGUAUAGGCUGUCUUCUAUUAUUGAUCAGUUACAAUACGUUACUGAUCCCCUCCGCCGUAGUGGUAAUCUAGAUCAUCCUGAUGGCAUGCGUUACAUUAUCAGCCAAUUGACGGCUAUUCGUGAUGAGGAUACGCAAUCAGUCAACCCAGAGGAUCGAUGCUCUUCGGUACAGCCCUCUUUGGCUGAGCAGCGAAAUGGUUAUGCUCCAUCAAUUAGCGAAUGUGGUGAAGGAACAUACGACAAUAUUUCGCAAAGCUCUUUCUCCAUCCGAUCGGUUACAAGUAUGCCCGUACGAAGUACAGUCAGAUGGUCUUCUAAUCAAGCAAGCGUAGUCAGCAGCACAAUUGCCUCACCUCCUACACAAAGCAAAACAUCUCAUGCAACUUCUGCACAAUCGAGCAGAGUUCAACUAACUUCACCAGUAGAUCGAUUGAAUGUUGAUGCCGCGAAUCUAACAUUCAAUUGUAAUGGAUCUCUGGAAACAUCUCCUAAAUAUCAAGGAAUAGCUGAAGGGCCGUUCCCACUUCAACACACGACAAGUACUCCGAAUGUACCGAAUCAUCCUGCAAGUAAAAGAUCAUUCAGUACCGAGAGCACAACUGGAUAUGAUCGAUAUGGCCGUCCGUUAAGUCAACGAAAGAUAGUUUAUCAAGAGCCGCAAUCUUUCCUAAAUCGCACAGCAUCUUUCGAUAGAAGAAGCGAGUUAGACGAAGAAGAACCGAAUCACAGCAGAUGUGGAAGCACUGGUACUAAUAUUCUGUACCGCAUUCGAAGAGAAGAGCUGGCAAGAGGAGGGCAACCGUCGGUUAAAUUGAUGGCUAAAGCUUUCGAGGCGAUCGAUGAUACAAAAUCAGAGAAAAAAGGGUUCUUCGGAAUUCGUAAAUCCCGCUCUGUUGAAGCAACACAAGACCGAGGUAAAAAGAAGGACACUUUGCGCACUCAGUACAGCUCAUGUCAAUCUCCCGAGCAGGAACCAAUCAUCAAUGCUUAUGGAACCUUACCACGCGGUGGACGGAACCCGUUCAAGCAUAUGGGCUCGAAACUUGUUGAACGAGUUCGCAGAAGCUUAUCACGGUCGAGUCGGCAAGAGAAAGAAAAAGAACUUCUGGAUGACUAUGAAAAACAAACUAGAGCAGAGUCACCGAAAAAGGAAAAAAUAUUAUCUUCACCAAAAAAAACAAAAAAGAAGUCUGCAGAAUCCAAAGCAAAGAAAGCCGCAGCAGGUGUUUGA
This is a messenger RNA of Auanema sp. JU1783, 5079 nucleotides long. The record is from the annotation of a GenBank genome assembly. NCBI's taxonomy places the organism in Eukaryota, Metazoa, Nematoda, Chromadorea, Rhabditida, Rhabditidae.